AUGAGUUUUCGUGACGUCAUUCGAGAAUCCAAACAACAAUCUCAGCAACAACAUCAGCAACAACAAAAUUAUCACUCUUCAAAUGUACAUUCCACACCAAUCACAGCUUCCAAUCUUCCAAAGAUGAACAACAAUCAUGAUUCAACAAGACACAAAAAACAAUCCAAACAAUUCUCAUCGGUUAAACAACAACCUUCUAAAGACUUUACUGUAAUUCAAGUCUAUCAAAAUUCAGAUGAUGAUGAUGAUGGCAUGUAUCCUUUAGGUAAUUCCAGUCAAAACCACUUUCAAAAUUCAUUUGACAAUACAUGUCUAGAAAUUGAAAAACUGUUAAGCGAAAUUAACAAUGCAACUUCAUCCAUUCAAAAAUCAACUGAAAAUAUUCUCGGAACACUCAAAGACACUCAUGAAUUUAGAGAAUCUCUUUCUUUAAUUAUUAAAAAAUCAUCGCAUCAAGUAGAAACACUCUCUCAUCAUAUAUUAACAUUGGAUCAAUUUAAAAAAGAAAAACAAUUACAACAUUUACAAAAAGUGAAAAUUGACAAGUUAAACUCACAAACGGAACAAAUAUUAAAUAAUUAUAAAAAACAAACGACCUUGUGUUUGAAAAAACAAAAAGAAACAUUGGCACAAUUUAAAAAGAAUCAAUAUAUUUUACAACAACAACAACAUCAUCACUACACGAACACUCGACAAUCAUCAUCCUCAGAAGAGUCAGAUCGAACUGAACGUGAUUCUCUCUUAAUGAAAUCUUCUCUUGAAGAUGAACGAUUAAAUAAUGAAAUUGAAUUCAAUUCCAAGAUUUUACAUGAAAGAGAAAAGGAUAUAUUAGAAGUUGAAUCAUCCAUUAGAGAGAUUAAUAGUAUUUUCAAAGAAUUACAUUAUUUAACUAUCAAACAAGGUGAAGAUUUAGACUUGAUUGGUGAUCGAGUUGAAGAAACUGCUCAAUAUGUGAACAAAGGAAAAGAGAAUUUAGUGGUUGCAGAAAAGAGAUCGAAAGUGGGACGAAAUUUAUUGUGUAUUUUAUUAUUGGUGAUUUUGGCAAUUGCUGCCACGGUGGCCAUUGUAUUGGUCAUUCUCAAAGUGGUUGGAAUUUUCUAA
Naegleria lovaniensis is the source of this 1101-nucleotide messenger RNA. RefSeq lists its product as uncharacterized. The coding region runs from base 1 to 1101 and encodes 366 amino acids. Lineage: Eukaryota; Heterolobosea; Eutetramitea; Acrasida; Naegleriidae. Gene Ontology annotation, cellular component: membrane; endomembrane system; SNARE complex. The transcript has a single exon. The record is from RefSeq and is a predicted model, not a curated record. Gene Ontology annotation, biological process: vesicle fusion; vesicle-mediated transport; intracellular protein transport. Gene Ontology annotation, molecular function: SNARE binding; SNAP receptor activity.